This is a messenger RNA of Abrus precatorius (Indian licorice), 1964 nucleotides long. RefSeq lists its product as uncharacterized. Bases 47 to 1588 code for a protein of 513 amino acids. The transcript is spliced from 3 exons. The record is from RefSeq and is a predicted model, not a curated record. Lineage: Eukaryota; Viridiplantae; Streptophyta; Magnoliopsida; Fabales; Fabaceae.
GUUGUGUGAGUGAUUGCCAAGUGACUUGGUGUUGUGGGUUGGUACAAUGGCUGCAACACCAUCUUCAUCUGAUGAACAAAUUCACCCCUUGAAAGUUUUGGUGGACAAACAGACAAACAAAGUUCUAUUUGCUGAGGCAGAUAAGGAUUUUGUCGAUGUUCUAUUGAGUUUCUUAACACUGCCUUUGGGUACAAUUGCUAGACUUGUAGCUAAGGAAUCAAAUAUAGAAGCAGUGAGAGUUGGUAGCUUGAGCUCAUUGUAUGAAAGUGUGGCACAUCUUGAAGAAGAGCAUUUAUGUACACCCACUUGCAAAGAAAUGCUAUUGCAGCCAAGGAACUCCAUGGAAGCUUAUUGCCAACAACUGAGGCUCAACAUCGAUGACACUGACCCCACAAAGUUCUUCCUUUGUGAGAAUUUGGAGUGUAAUAGGAAGUGUAAAGGUCUUGUGAGCUUAUUCAGGAAUCAAAGAUGCAGUUGUGGGAAACUAAUGAACACAGUAUUGACCCCAAAAAACAUCAUUUUAGAAAAAGGGUUUGUUAAGGAAACUGCCACUUUUAUUGUUUCUGACGAUCUUUAUAUAACGCCAAAUGUUUUUGGAGCAAGUGUAAAUCUCUUUCAGAAGCUUGGAAUUGAAUACAUGGAGACUGUUGAAGAACAAAUUGUAGAUAUCACUAAGAAGGAGGUAGUGGACUUGCUCAAGUUUUCAUUGAUCUCAGAGACGCCUAUGACAGACUUCGUCUUAAAAAAAGAACUUUGCCUUGAUAAUUUUAUCCCAAUAAACCAAUACCAGUUUAAGACUGGAGAAGUUCCAUCUGAUGAGGGUAGGAAAAUGGUUGUGAAAGUACAGUUAAGAAAAUCUGAUGGCAAGAUUGUGUUUGCUGAAGCCAAUGAAGAUUUUGCAAACUUUCUAUAUAGUUUUCUCACUUUCCCUUUGGGUGGAGUGUUGCACAUGCUGAAAGGAUCCUCCUCUUUGAGUUGCAUAGAUAAAUUAUACAAGAGCAUGACUGAAUUGAGUUCAGACAGAUAUUUAAACUCACAAGAACUAAAAGAAAAACUUGCUAACCCUCUCUGUGCUCCACAGUUUAAUCUUAGCAACCAGAUAUUACCAAUUGGGGCAAAAGAGUUGCCUACAUAUUAUUUCAAUUCUUCUAAAGGACACAAUCUUUCUCUUUUUACAUUACCCAAGUCUGUAUCUAAUUAUGGUGAAAGGAAUGCACCAUUGAAUAUUGUUGAUCCAAGGUCCCCUGCUGGAAAAUCAUCAGAUUCUCAAGGAUUUGCCAAAGAACCAUCAAUGUACAUGGUGACCGAUGACUUGGUUGUGACUCCAAUGUCAUCCAUUUCUGCUGUUUCAUAUCUGAAUAGAUUAAGAGUACCACUCUUUGACUUGGAGGAAAGGGUCAUCACCAUUGGUGUGAAGGAGGGUCUUGGCAUACUGAAAGCUUCAUUGACAUCAACAUCUGCUUUGACAAACGGUCUCAAGCACUUAACAAAGGAAAGUGAUUUUUGUAUUACUUUAGGGGACGCUUUUAAGGGUCCUUCACAUAUCUGGGAUGGAUUUUUAGGAUACUUGUAUUCAAAAAGAAAAUAAAAAAUAUAAAUAAUUAUAUAGAGUAUUACUCUGUAUAUCAACUUUUAGUGUUUUGAAUAUCAGAAUUGCUACAUAAAAGCCAUUAAGGAGGAGAAUGAAUCAAUCACUUCCAUCUUGGCCGAAGUUACAGAAUCGUGGGUACUACAGAAUAAACUUUUUGCAUAUGUUAGAGCUCUUGGUAUUGUAAUGUAAUGCUUUAUAUUUGUUGAUGUACUAUGCUUUAUCUAAAUAUACAAAAUACACUAUUUGCAUAUUAGCUCUUGGUAUUGUAAUGUAAUGUAAUAAAUAUUGGGAAUGCUCCCAGUGGUUUGUUUUCCAUUGUCGAUAAGUUUCUGUCAGGUCAGGCUUGUGAUGUGAAUAGCAAUUCCUCUUGAUU